Fundulus heteroclitus (mummichog) is the source of this 2439-nucleotide messenger RNA. RefSeq names its product transferrin-a (gene tfa). The record is from RefSeq and is a predicted model, not a curated record. Bases 69 to 2141 code for a protein of 690 amino acids. Gene Ontology annotation, biological process: antibacterial humoral response; iron ion transport. The transcript is spliced from 17 exons. Gene Ontology annotation, cellular component: recycling endosome; extracellular region; early endosome. NCBI's taxonomy places the organism in Eukaryota, Metazoa, Chordata, Actinopteri, Cyprinodontiformes, Fundulidae.
AAAGCCACAGCCCCCUGACAGAAAGUCUGCUCUGUCCUUCAGGUCAGGAGACCCCACAGUCCACCAGCAUGAAGCCUCUCCUCCUUGUAGCGCUGCACGGGUGCCUCGCUGCUGCGUUUGCGGCCCCGGCUGAGAAAGUGAAAUGGUGCGUAAAGUCCGACCAAGAAUUAAGGAAGUGCAUGGAUCUUGCAGCUGCAGCUCCUGCUUUCUCCUGCGUGAAAAAGGAAAACACCCUUGAGUGCAUUAUUGCAAUCAAGGCUGGGGAAGCUGAUGCCAUCACAGUAGAUGGAGGAGACGUUUACACAGCAGGACUGAAAAACUACGACCUCCACCCCAUCAUUGCCGAAGACUACGGCGAGACUUCAGACACCUGCUACUACGCUGUGGCCGUGGCGAAGAAGGGAACCGGAUUUGGCAUCAGAGAGCUCGGAGGGAAGAAAUCCUGCCACACCGGUUUGGGAAAAUCUGCAGGCUGGAACAUUCCCAUUGGAACUCUGAUUUCAAUGAAUAUCAUUCAGUGGGCCGGCAUUGAGGACAAACCUGUGGAGGAGGCGGUGAGCACCUUCUUUCAAGCAAGCUGUGCCCCAGGAGCAACAAGGGGCUCUAAGCUGUGUGAACUGUGCAGGGGAGACUGCUCCAGAUCUCAAAGGGAGCCCUACUACGACUACUCUGGAGCCUUCCAGUGUCUGGCAGAUGGCGCGGGCGACGUGGCAUUUGUGAAGCACCUCACUGUACCCGAGGCUGAGAAGUCCAAAUAUGAGCUGCUUUGCAAGGAUGGUACAAGACAGCCCAUUGACAACUAUAAAACCUGCCACCUGGCCAGAGUGCCUGCUCAUGCUGUUAUCACCCGCAAGGACCCAGAACUGGCCGACUUGAUCUGGAAUAGUCUCAACGGAGUACAGAACUUCCAGCUCUUCUCCUCUGAUGCGUACGCCCCUGCCAAGAAUCUGAUGUUCAAGGAUUCGACACAGAAACUGGUGCGCGUGCCCCCCAACACAGACUCCUUCUUGUAUCUGGGUGCCGACUACAUGAGCAUCGUCCACUCCCUCAGAAAAGAGCAGACCACGGGAACGACGUCCACUGGCAUCAGAUGGUGCGCCGUGGGCCACGCAGAGACUGAAAAGUGUGACACUUGGAGUAUCAACAGCGUGACUGACGACAGCGCCUCCAUUGAGUGCCAGAACGCGCCGACUGUUGAGGAGUGCUUCCAGAAGAUUAUGCGCAAGGAGGCAGAUGCAAUGGCAGUGGACGGAGGACAGGUGUUCACGGCUGGGAAGUGUGGUCUGGCUCCUGCCAUGGUGGAGCAGUAUCAGCAGGAACUGUGUGGCUCUUCUCCAGCCACAGCCUCCUCUUAUUAUGCCGUCGCCGUGGUGAAGAAGUCUUCAGGGGUGACCUGGGCCAACCUGAAGGGAAAGAAAUCCUGCCACACAGGCGUGGGCAGGACAGCGGGCUGGAACAUCCCCAUGGGGCUGAUCUAUGCGCAGACCAAAGACUGCAACUUUGCUAAUUUCUUCAGCAGCGGUUGCGCCCCUGGAUCCGAAGCCACCUCUCCAUUCUGCCGUGAGUGUAAAGGGAGCGGCAAAGCCGUGGGAGAUGAAGCCAAGUGCAAAGCCACUGCAGAGGAGCAGUACUACGGUUAUGCUGGAGCUUUCAGGUGUCUGGUGGAGGGUGCUGGUGAUGUUGCUUUCAUUAAACACUCGAUCGUUGGCGAAAACAGCGAUGGUAACGGUCCGGAUUGGGCUCGUGGCGUGAAUUCUGCCGACUACCAGUUGAUCUGCCCUGGAAAAGAUCCGGUGCCAAUCAGUGAAUUUGCCUCCUGCCACUUGGCUUCUGUCCCGGCACACGCUGUGGUAACUCGCCCUGAGAUCCGUGACAGAGUGGUCCGCGUUCUCCAGGACCAGCAGACCAAGUUCGGAGCCAGUGCCGGUGAUUCCACGUUCAAAAUGUUCCAGUCCACCAGUGGAAAGAACCUCCUCUUCAAGGACUCAACCAAAUGCCUCCAGGAAAUUCCAGCUGGAAGAUCUUAUGAGCAGUUUUUGGGACCGGAGUACAUGUCUGCCAUGGCCUCGCUCAGAGCCUGCAGUGACACUGCUUCAGAUCUGGAGAAAUCUUGCACUUUCCAUACCUGCCAGCAACCCUAAAAGUGUCCUGGACAGUUCUCCACCUAAGUUGGCCAACAGUGAUUCAACUACACUUCCGACACACUCAACCCUCUAAAUCCCAUUGCUUUAAUCAAACCGAUCUUGUUGCCUGUUUUUAUACGCAAUCAGCACGGAGUUUUUACAAAAUUCAAAUCAAUAAUCAUGUAACCCUGUUGUUCUAUGUAUUGUGACUCUACUUGUAAAAAUAAACAAAACAAAAUCACACUUCCAACAUUAUUGGACCAACUUUGCUUUUUCCAGUGUCUGACUUUUCCCAAAUAAAAUCUCUCAAAAGUUU